Molecule: messenger RNA, 1344 nt
Organism: Humulus lupulus (European hop)
Lineage: Eukaryota; Viridiplantae; Streptophyta; Magnoliopsida; Rosales; Cannabaceae
Product: pantoate--beta-alanine ligase
Exons: 4
Coding region: 131-1096 (321 amino acids)
Biological process (GO): pantothenate biosynthetic process
Molecular function (GO): pantoate-beta-alanine ligase activity
Source: RefSeq, a predicted model, not a curated record
CUUGUGCAUAUUUCCUUUCAAUUUCAUUUGUCAAAAGGCUUAUUUUCAUCGAAUCCUCCGAAUUCAAUCUCCUUCAAUAACUCUCUGGUAUUAUACCCACAAAACACGAGCACCAAAACCCAGUUCUCAAAUGGCUACAAAGGAACCAGAGGUAAUAACCGAUAAACAUGAGAUGAGGAAAUGGUCGAGAGCCAUGAGAUCCCAAGGCAAAACCAUUGGCUUCGUACCCACAAUGGGUUAUCUCCACGAGGGUCACAUAACGCUAGUGAGAGAAGCUCACAACCACUCUGAUCUCAUAGUGGUCUCGAUAUAUGUAAACCCAGGUCAGUUUUCUCCCACCGAGGAUCUUUCCACAUACCCUUCUGAUUUUCGUGGUGAUAUCGAGAAGCUCAUGGCUAUUCCCGGUGGGGUUGAUGUCGUUUUUCACCCUCAUAAUCUAUACGACUAUGGACCAAAUCUGAGUGGUGAUAAUGGGUUUGAGAGUAAAGGGGGAAAACUGAAAGGAGCUGGAGUGGUUUCAUGCGUAGAAGAUAGUGGCUUUGGGCAUGAGACUUGGGUCAGAGUUGAAAAUUUGGAAAAGGGUAUGUGUGGGGAGAGUAGGCCUGUUUUCUUUCGAGGGGUUGCCACUGUAGUAACCAAGUUGUUUAAUAUAGUGGAGCCAGAUGUAGCUAUGUUUGGGAAGAAAGAUUAUCAACAAUGGCGAGUUAUUCAGCGGUUGGUUCGAGAUCUUGAUUUUUCCAUUAAAGUGAUAGGUUCUGAAAUAGUUCGUCAUAAUGAUGGCCUCGCAAUGAGUUCACGCAAUGUUCACCUCUCACCUGAACAAAGACAACAGGCAUUGUCAAUAAACAGGUCCUUGUUAAGAGCUAGAAUUGCUGCAGAAAAGGGUCACGUUAAUUGUCAAGAGUUGAGAGAUUUGGUCACCAAAGCAAUCCAAGAAGCUGGUGGAAAAGUUGAUUAUGCUGAGAUUGUCGACCAAGAAAGUCUAAGGGCUGUGGAAGAAAUCACAAGUCCUGUUGUGUUCUGCGUUGCUGCGUGGUUUGGGAAAGUCAGAUUGAUAGACAACAUGGAGAUCUGCUUACGAAAUGGUGAUCUAUAGGUACCUAUUUUUUUGUGCUUUAAUUAGGCCUUUGAGACCAGAAUUCGCAGCAACUUUCGACCUAUUUCUUCUUUUAAUAAAGCUCAUGUUUACGAUGUUGUACUUUAUAUUAUAAUAGGGCAUUGUUCCCAACUAAGCCAUGCACAAUUUGCAGGUUGUCUUAUAUAGGUGGGAACCAUCUUUAUAGAGAUUCUUUUCAUCGAGACCAUACACAGAUUUAGGAAAAUAAUGCAUUGGUUUUGACCUUU